This is a messenger RNA of Urocitellus parryii (Arctic ground squirrel), 1942 nucleotides long. The record is from RefSeq and is a predicted model, not a curated record. NCBI's taxonomy places the organism in Eukaryota, Metazoa, Chordata, Mammalia, Rodentia, Sciuridae.
GAUAAAGUGGCGCCCCCAACGCACAGGAGCCGUCCCUGGGCCCCCGCCCCGGCGCGGAGACCAACGUGGACCUCCAGGGAUGGGAGGCCGCUCUGGCCUCAAGCGGUGCCACUCGUUGGUAGACGGGCCCGAGGGAGCCCCUCUGGGCGCGGCGCCGCUGAGCUGCUCGAUGCUCCGGCCGGAAGUGCUCUUCACCGCCUGCCUCCCACCCGGCUCUCUGGUCCCGGCGGUAAGAUGGCGGCUGCCGCGGAGUGCGAUGUGGUAAUGGCGGCGACCGAACCGGAGCUGCUCGACGACGAAGAAGCAAAAAGAUAUGUGUCCUAAAAAUGCUAGCUAUUAUGGUAAUCGAGCAGCCACGUUGAUGAUGCUUGGAAGGUUCCGGGAAGCUCUUGGAGAUGCACAACAGUCAGUGAGGUUGGAUGACAGUUUUGUCCGGGGUCAUCUACGAGAAGGCAAGUGCCACCUCUCCCUAGGGAAUGCCAUGGCAGCAUGUCGUAGUUUCCAGAGAGCCCUAGAACUGGAUCACAAAAAUGCUCAGGCACAACAAGAGUUCAAGAAUGCUAAUGCAGUCAUGGAAUAUGAAAAAAUAGCAGAAAUGGAUUUUGAGAAGCGAGAUUUUCGGAAGGUUGUUUUCUGCAUGGACCGUGCCCUAGAAUUUGCCCCUGCUUGCCAUCGCUUCAAAAUCCUCAAAGCAGAAUGUUUAGCAAUGCUGGGUCGAUAUCCAGAAGCACAGUCUGUAGCCAGUGACAUUUUACGAAUGGAUUCCACCAAUGCAGAUGCUCUGUAUGUACGGGGUCUUUGCCUUUAUUAUGAAGAUUGUAUUGAGAAGGCGGUUCAGUUUUUUGUACAGGCUCUCAGGAUGGCUCCUGACCAUGAGAAGGCUUGCGUUGCUUGCAGAAAUGCGAAAGCACUCAAAGCAAAGAAAGAAGAUGGAAAUAAAGCAUUUAAGGAAGGAAAUUACAAGCUAGCAUAUGAACUGUACACAGAAGCCCUCGGGAUAGACCCCAACAAUAUAAAAACAAAUGCUAAACUCUACUGUAAUCGGGGUACGGUUAAUUCCAAGCUUAGGAAACUAGAUGAUGCAAUAGAAGACUGCACACAUGCAGUGAAGCUCGAUGACACAUAUAUAAAAGCCUACUUGAGAAGAGCUCAGUGUUACAUGGACACAGAGCAGUAUGAAGAAGCAGUGCGGGACUAUGAAAAAGUGUAUCAGACGGAGAAAACAAAAGAACACAAACAGCUCCUAAAAAAUGCACAACUGGAACUGAAGAAGAGUAAGAGGAAAGAUUACUACAAGAUUCUGGGAGUGGACAAGAAUGCCUCUGAGGAUGAGAUCAAGAAAGCAUAUCGGAAACGGGCCUUGAUGCACCAUCCAGAUCGGCACAGUGGAGCCAGUGCCGAGGUUCAGAAAGAAGAGGAGAAGAAAUUCAAGGAAGUUGGAGAGGCCUUUACCAUCCUCUCUGAUCCCAAGAAAAAAACUCGUUAUGACAGUGGACAGGACCUGGAUGAAGAGGGCAUGAAUAUGGGUGAUUUUGAUGCAAACAAUAUCUUCAAGGCAUUCUUUGGAGGUCCUGGGGGCUUCAGCUUUGAAGCCUCUGGUCCAGGGAAUUUCUUCUUUCAGUUUGGCUAAUGAAGGGCAACCACCAGAUCCCAGAAAAUGCAGACUCACUCAGUUCAACCUCGAAUGUGGACACAAUUCACCUCCUUCCUUCAUCAUGUCUCUGUGUACUUAGAGCAGUUUCGUUUUCUCAGUUGGAUGCCUGUGUCUGUGAGUGUGGUGAAGGAAAGGGAGCCAGCGCCCAAGACUGGGGAGGGGAGGGAGGUGGGGGGUGGACAGGGAGGCGGCUUGUGAAUUUUUGUUGUACUGUUUAACUUUAUUAAAAAAGGAAAAAAAAAAAGAAUAAAAUAAAAUGUUUUGACCCUUUCUGGCCCUUUGCUUUGG